CGGCGCCCCUGAAGGCAGGAACGUCCUCCCCCGAGCCUCCCAAGGACUGGCUGCGGUCGAAACCCCUCACGCUCGGCCCCGCCCGCGCACGGAACACAACGUUCGCUGUUAGCCGCCGCUGCACGGGGGGAAAAAGGCGAGAGAAAUUCGAGGUUCCGCCCGGCUAGGAGCUACGGGCGCUGAAGAGCGCUGGCGCGAGGUCCGGACGGCGAACUCUCACCCAAGACGAGAUCCCUACGCGAGCGCCGGGGAUGCGGGAGCCACCGCCCGCGCGCGUCUUCCCAGCCAAUCCGGGACCCGCCCUACCCACCGCACGCACGCACGCACGCACCCACAGAGACCCUCGCCUGCCGGCCGCUGGCUUCUGAUUGGCCAGGGCCAGGUGUGGGCGGGACAAGAAGAAGCCGGCUGGACGGCGAGCGCGGGCGAGAGCCAGAAACCAGUUGGAGCCUAAGUCUUGUCUUUGUAGGAGGAUUCUUCAGCCACUAUGUCAACCAGCACAGAUGUUUCUCUUUCUUCAUAUGAUGAAGAUCAGGGAUCUAAACUUAUCCGAAAAGCUAAAGAGGCACCAUUUGUUCCCAUUGGAAUGGCAGGGUUUGCAGCAAUCGUUGCAUAUGGAUUAUAUAAAUUGAAGAGCAGGGGAAAUACUAAAAUGUCUGUUCACCUGAUUCACAUGCGUGUGGCCGCCCAAGGCUUUGUUGUGGGAGCAAUGACUCUCGGUAUGGGCUAUUCCAUGUAUAAGGAAUUCUGGGCAAAGCCUAAACCUUAGAAGAAGAGAAGCUUCUUGGUUUUGUUGGUGGUGCUUGCUUUAGUUAGGCAUCUCAUAUUGAGUUUAUAUGUUUAUGUUGAAAAUAAAUCAUUUGAAUGGGUCAGACAAUAACAUGGUAAUUUAAAUAUUGGCUUCCUUACUUGGAGGCUUGAUUUGCCUGGUAACCAAAUUACUAGUGACCAGUUAACUAGCUAGGUCAUUCAGGGGAGUCAAAUUAGCACAAAAGAAACAUGUCACUUUUAAAUGUACUUCAUAGUGGUAAAAUAUGCUCCUUCUUAAACUCUUCUGAUAAAAUCAGUUAUAAAGAGGACAAUUUGGCAAUCCUAAAGUACUCCCAGUUGCUGCAGAACAUCACAUGCUUUUUAUGUUAUCCCGUUUAACUUUUUUCUGCCUGUUUUGCAGACUGAUGGAGUACUUCAGUUUUUAGGGCUGGUUGGCUCUUAACCCUUUCGGAACAGUGCAUGGAAUAUAAUAAUUAUAAGCUUCCCCACAACUGAAAAUACGUGUAUUUAAACCAAACCUAAAAAGCCGAUAACAGCUGCUUAGAAGUAGUAUUUAUUUCAGAAUCAUACUUGUAAACAUGAGAAUAACUUAACUGUGAAUCCCAGUUUAGUUUUUUUUUUUUGUAAUUGCAGAGUUAUAUUUAUGCUUCUAUUAGAAUAAUUUUUAAAUGCUAUCUUGAAAUAGAAAUGUGUAUUUUAAGUACUAAUGCAAAGGUUAAAUGAAAAACACUUUUUAAAUGUAUGAAGUUUGUUUAUUUUCUCUGUAAGAAUCAUAAAUGUUAACAAAUUACUUAUAGUUGAAGUGAUUAAUGAUUUAUCAGCAAGGUGGUUUGGUCAGACAUUAUACACAAACUUUGCUAUACUCCAGAAUGCUUUAUUACACUUGUGAAAUUUUCUUGUCUAAUCUGAAUUUACAUUCCAUGGUGAUAACACAGUAAAUGCAGUGUUAGUAAAGCAAGUGAACAUAUCAAUUGCCUUGUAUUUAUUUCAGUUUGGAAAAAAUCAAUCAUUCCUCAAAGUAACACAAGAAUUAAGUUCCAAGAAAAGAGAGAAUGUUUUGUACCUUUGGUAGGAACUAAGUUUAAAGAAUAUUUAUCAAAUAGGAAUAAUAGUUAAUAGCUAUUGAGUGUUUACUAUGUGCCACUGAGUAUUCUAAGUUCUUUUCAUGUAUAAUGUCAUUUAGAUUUCCUAACAACCCUAAGAGGUGGGAACUAUGAUCCUUAUUUAACAGAGGAGGAGACUGAGGCAUGAACAGUGUAAAUAUCUAACCCAGGAUCACAGAGCUAGAGAGGGUUAUAGGUUUGGGAGUCAAGUUGUAGAUACCAACAGGUAUUAGAAAUGUUGGCUUUUGUGAAAUUAAUGCUGGAGUGGCAGCAGUUAUCAUAAAUUAAUAAAGUUAGGCAAGAGGCUACAGCAUGGUCUUGACUCAUCACCGACUGUAUAACUUGGAUCAAAUCCGAGUUUUCUCAAUCUUAGCUAUAUGAGAGAUUGAGCUAGGUAAUUUCUACAGUCCUAUGUAGCUUAUAGGUCAUUAUAUGAGUCUAUGAAAAGUGCUUUAAAAAUAAAAGCUAUUACUAGGAACUAUUUUCUCAGGUUCCAGUAGACCUGAUAGGAGAUCCUGGAAGGCAGUCCUAACAGUUGCUUCAUGAAGGAUAAGCCUUCUGUAGAACAAAUUUGGGAACAAUUUUCAGAAAAUCGUUCUAAUAGGUGAGUACGUAAUUAAUCUGUUACACUAAAUAAAUUCUCAUUUGAAAAAAGCUGACUAGACCAAUACCAGAGGAUAGGGCAAACACAAGUGAAGUGCUGAAAGGGCAGUGAGCAUUUUGUAAUUAAGGGUGGGGUUGCUCUUCCAAGGAAGAGAGUGGUAAAUUAGCUGGAUGAAUAGCUUGGCAUGAAAUAAUGGAAGUUCUUAAAAGUGGCUCAGGUAGAUGUGCUAUUACAUGUUGUUAGUCCUGGGAUCACAGCUCUACCACCUACUAGCUAAGUAGCCAUGGUUUCCUCAUCUGUAAGAUGGGGACAGUAUCAGUGGCCGAGGUUCAUUAGGAAGAUGAAAUGCGGUGUUGACUGUAAGGACCUAGCGUAGCAUCUGAUGCAGAAGUAGACUCAGCAAAUGACUGCUACUGCCGUCAGUACCGUGCUACGCUUGGGAAAGCAGCAGGGCUGAUGCGUGGGCUCUGUCCUCACAACUGACAAGUCCGGCAGGGAAGGCUGCCAUUAAGUGAUUACAAAAAGCAUGUUGAAUGCUAGAUAUAGGUAGCAGCAGUAACAUCCAGCGGGGGGACUUAACCCAGGGCUGGAGUCAGAGAAGGUAUCCCUCAGGAAGCUGUGAGAUGGUAUGUUGAUUUUCACUGAGAGUUUGAUUCCUCGGCUUAAUGUUACAUGUUGUUGGGGCGUUGAUGUGUGAUUUCUUCUAGUCUCUUUGAGGGCAUGAUCUUUUUCAUCAAAAGCACAUGGCAUUAGUACCUGGCUCAUAUAGAUGUUCAAUAAAUAUUUGUUUAAUUAAUUGGAAUAA
Molecule: messenger RNA, 3283 nt
Organism: Ailuropoda melanoleuca (giant panda)
Lineage: Eukaryota; Metazoa; Chordata; Mammalia; Carnivora; Ursidae
Gene: HIGD1A
Product: HIG1 hypoxia inducible domain family member 1A
Exons: 4
Coding region: 488-769 (93 amino acids)
Biological process (GO): negative regulation of apoptotic process; mitochondrial respirasome assembly
Cellular component (GO): mitochondrion
Source: RefSeq, a predicted model, not a curated record